Molecule: messenger RNA, 8556 nt
Organism: Microtus oregoni (creeping vole)
Lineage: Eukaryota; Metazoa; Chordata; Mammalia; Rodentia; Cricetidae
Product: putative Polycomb group protein ASXL2
Exons: 13
Coding region: 170-4420 (1416 amino acids)
Biological process (GO): positive regulation of transcription by RNA polymerase II; animal organ morphogenesis
Cellular component (GO): PR-DUB complex
Molecular function (GO): peroxisome proliferator activated receptor binding; DNA binding; chromatin binding
Source: RefSeq, a predicted model, not a curated record
CACUGCGCGCCUCCGCUGCCGCUCCUCGGCUGAGUUGCUUCUCCGGUCCGACUUUCCCUUUCUCCCACCUUUUCCCGGCACCGCGGGAAAAGCAGUGCAGGGCGCAGCAGGCAAGGGAAGGCAGCCGGAGCCGGGGCACGGAAGCCUCCGAGUCAGUUCAAGACCCGACAUGAGGGAAAAGGGCCGUAGGAAGAAGGGCAGGACCUGGGCGGAGGCCGCCAAGACGGUCUUAGAAAAAUACCCUAAUACACCUAUGAGUCAUAAAGAAAUUCUUCAAGUUAUCCAGAGAGAAGGGUUAAAGGAAAUCAGAAGCGGGACUUCCCCUCUUGCAUGCCUAAAUGCGAUGCUGCACACAAACUCCCGAGGUGAAGAGGGAAUCUUCUAUAAAGUCCCAGGUAGAAUGGGAGUGUAUACUUUGAAGAAGGAUGUGCCAGAUGGAGUGAAAGAACUGUCAGAAGGUUCAGAAGAAAGCAGUGAUGGUCAGUCAGAUUCUCAGAGCUCUGAGAACAGCAGCAGCAGUGAUGGUGGCAGCAACAAAGAGGGGAGAAAGAGCAGGUGGAAGAGGAAAGUAUCAUCUAGACUGUCACAGCCAUCCUCUCCCCAGUCGGGCUGCCCAUCACCCACCAUUCCAGCAAGUAAAGUCAUUUCUCCAUCACAGAAGCACAGCAAGAAGGCAUUAAAGCAGGCCCUGAAGCAGCAACAACAGAAGAAGCAGCAGCAGCAGCAAUGCAGGUCAAGCAUGUCCAUCUCCAAUCAACACCUCUCUCUCAAGACUGUCAAAGCAGCCAGUGACUCUCUACCUGCCAAACCUGCCCUAUGGGAAGGAAAGCAAUCUGAUGGACAGUCAAGCAGUCCCCAGAACUCAAACUCCAGCUUUUCUCCCUCAGUGAAAGUGGACAGUUCUCUUCUAGGCUUGGGGAAGAAGUCUUUCCAGAGGUCUGACAGACUUCACACAAGACAAAUGAAAAGGACUAAAUGUGCUGACAUUGAUGUUGAGACCCCCGACUCCAUUCUGGUUAAUACUAAUCUUCGCGCACUAAUUAACAAGCACACCUUUUCACUUCUUCCUGGAGAUUGCCAGCAGCGCCUGCUUUUACUGCUUCCAGAGGUGGAUCGACAGGUUGGUCCAGAUGGGUUGAUGAAAUUAAAUGGCUCAGCCCUUAACAAUGAGUUCUUCACUUCUGCAGCUCAGGGCUGGAAGGAAAGACUCUCAGAAGGUGAAUUUACUCCUGAAAUGCAGGUGAGAAUUCGUCAAGAGAUUGAGAAGGAAAAGAAGGUGGAGCCAUGGAAGGAACAAUUCUUUGAAAGCUACUAUGGUCAGAGUUCUGGCUUAAGCCUUGAAGAUUCACAGAAACUGACAGCUUCCCCUAGUGAUUCCAAAGUAAAGAAAAUCCCUGCUGAGCAACCAAAAUCCAUAUUUCCUUCAGAGGCCUCUCCUGCCGGAAACUUCCCAGUAGUUCCCCCUUCAGAGUGUAAAGAAGAAGCAGUGCAAAUACCAUCACCAUUCAGAAAAGAAGUAGAAAACCAAGAGGAGGCACAGCCAAAUUCUGCAUCCCCAGAACCCAUCCUUGCGUCAGUCAGCAAUACAAAUGAGCUUAUCACCAUGAUGUCCGUCAAGUGCCCUAAACAUGAGGGACUCUUAGAGCAGAAGCAUGUUGUCUGUGCUGAACAAGAGUCUGAGAAAGAAAAUCAAGCCACCACAACUUCUAAUUAUAACAAAAGCGAGAACCAAGAAGCUACAUCCCCAAGCAAAUCUAAAACUUCUGGGUUAGAAAAGCCUAUAACAAAGCCUGUGGCAGAAGCUGGUCCACUGGACACAGAUGUAAAGAUAUCUCCAAAGUCUCUUGCUGAUCAGAUCUCAGAAAGUCUGAAAAGGAAAUCUUCUCUUACCCAAGAAGAGGCUGCUAGCAGCUGGGAGAAAAGACCACGUAUCACUGAAAACCACCAUCACCAGCAGCCAUUUCAGGUCUCGCCACAGCCCUUUCUUAAUAGAGGGGACAGGGUACAGGUGCGAAAAGUACCACCUCUCAAGAUCCCGGUCUCCAGAAUCUCCCCGAUGCUGUUUUCUACAUCGCAGGUCUCUCCCAGGGCUCGUUUUCCAAUCUCCAUCACUAGUCCUUACAGAACAGGAGCCAGAACUCUUGCAGACAUCAAAGCAAAAGCCCAGUUGGUCAAAGCACAGAGGGCAGCAGCCGCAGCAGCCGCUGCAGCUGCUGCAGCCGCCUCAGUUGGAGGGACCAUUCCAGGACCUGGCCCUGGGGGUGGACACAGUCCAAGAGAGGGUGGCGAAAGGAAAACUGGUGCAGGAGGGAGUCCAGGCUCAGACAGAGUCAGCGCAACUGGAAAGGGUCCCACACUGGAGCUGGCAGGAACUGGAAGCAGGGGAGGUAUGCGAGAGCUUUUACCCUGUGGUCCCCAGCCUGAGACCCAUGCACCAGGCCAGUCCCAGCCUCCUGGUGUCUCUGGAGCACAAUUACAGCAAACCUCCUCAGUGCCUACAGCACACACCAUCAGUGGAGCAUGCACAAGCCUCCCAUUACCAGCCCACAUAGAGAAACUAAACAGUGGGAAACUGAACCCCCACCAGGCAACAGCCACAGCAGCCUCUCCUUGCCACUCACAAGACCUGAGUAGUUACAGACAGGAAAAAGCUCCUUCUCCAGAAGGGCCUGCUCUCAUCUCAACGGCUUCACCUGUUUGUUUUGUAGCUGAUGGCACAGUUGAACACAAAGCAGGUUCUAAUAAGAAUGCACCAAAGCCUUCAGCCUCAGCAAAGGUAGCUGCUUCUGCUCGACUGGAUACAACAUCCUUAUUGACAACAGCCAGUUUAGAAAAACUCUCUGUACCCCCAGUCAGUGGAACUGCAGCAUCUACUGGAUCAGCUUCAUCCUCAAGCACCUUGCCAGCAGCUUCUAGCCUUAAAUCCCCAGGAACUUCUGCAAAUAUGAACGGACCCAUUUCAAGACCAAGUUCUAGUAUCCCUGCUAAUAACCCUUUAGUUACUCAGCUGCUCCAGGGCAAAGAUGUUCCCAUGGAGCAAAUUCUGCCUAAACCUCUCACCAAAAUUGAAAUGAAAACAGUCCCACUGACUACGAAAGAGGAGAAGGGGGUAGGAGCAUUCCCUGGUUCCAGUGUGAUGGAAGGCAGCACCAGAGAGGAAGUUAAUGGCAGGCAGGCCUAUCUGGCUCUCCAGCAGCUAGGGAAACCCUUGCAGAGUAAGCAGCUUCCCCAGGUCCCAAGGCCAGUCUUCGAAGCUAAGGACUCUUGCAGUGACACUCACCCGUACCCAGAAGGACUAAGUAAAACAACUCAAGAUCAGCUUUUUCAGACUCUCAUCCAGAGGACUCAGAGACAGAGCGUUCUCUCAUUUGUGCCGCCCUCUCAGUUCAACUUUGCUCACUCAGGUUUCCAAUUGGAAGACAUAUCCACAAGGCAGAAAUUUAUGCUUGGCUUUGCUGGCAGGAGGACAUCCAAGCCUGCAAUGGCAGGUCACUAUUUACUUAAUAUUUCCACCUAUGGCCGGGUGUCAGAGAGUGUUAGGAGGACCCAUUCUGUAAAUCCUGAGGAACCAUUUUGUCUAAGUAGCCCCACUGAAAACUUGAGAAUGGGCUAUGCAGAUUGUAAAAACACAACUGGAGACAGCAGCAGCAGCAGCAAAGACGAUGAAACUGAUGAAGAGAGUGUGGGAGAUGAGAAAGAGCCUGUGUCAGUGAAGGAGGAGCCCUGGGCUUCUCAGAGUUCUGGCAAGCAUCUCCACAGUGGGGAAACUCCAUCCACCAUUGAUUGUUUAGCUAGCAAGAAUGGUAAGGCUGAGGCACCGAUGAGUGAGCAAACCACUGCAGGCAAGGAGAAUUGCAUAUUCUCUAGAGGCCAAACAUUGGAUGAAAAGACCCUACCCAGAGAUUUUAUUCAGGCAGCACAUAAACAAAUGGCUCACGGUGUGAGAGGUAAGACAGUAUGUAGCAGCCCCGAAAUUUUCAAUUCUACUGCUCUUUCUCUCCCUGCAGACAGUCCCACACACCAGCCUCUACUCCUUCCACCACUGCAAACCCCCAAAUUGUAUGGAAGCCCCACACAGAUAGGGCCAAGCUAUAGAGGCAUGAUCAAUGUCUCAGCCUCAUCAGACAUGGACCAUAGCUCUGCUCCACCAGGUAGUCAGGUAUCUAGCAAUGUUGGGGAUGUUAUGUCAUUUUCAGUGACUGUCACGACCAUCCCUGCUAGCCAAGCUAUGAAUCCCAGCAGCCACGGCCAGACACUUCCUGUUCAGGCCUUUCCUGAUGAGAACAGCAUUGAGGACGCGCCUUCGAAAUGUUACUGCCGGUUGAAAGCCAUGAUCAUGUGCAAGGGAUGUGGAGCUUUCUGUCAUGAUGAUUGUAUUGGGCCCUCCAAACUGUGUGUCUCCUGCCUCGUCGUCCGAUAAUAAGACUACAGCAAAUGUAAAGGAGGGAAGGGGAGGCUUAACAAGACGUAUUCUUGCACCCUUUUGAAAUCACAGAAAUAAAGUUUGAGUUGUCUCAAGAGACAUUAAUCAGGAAUGCAGAAUACAGGUCUUCAGGUUGACAGGAAGCGCACCUUGUAUAGUAAGUGUGAGUCGAGGAGGACUAUGAAUCGGUGACAAGUUUGCACUUAAAAAAUCAUGUAAAUAUGUCACAUUUUGUUUUAACAUUGUUUUCCAAGAGUUUAGGUAAUGAUGUGUUAACUUCACAUUCAGAUUUAUGUUCUAUUUCUUUUGACUCUGAAAAUAGUUGAGUGGUAUGCAUGGUGAAAGGAAACUCUCUGCCUCUGACCUUUCCUAGGGUGGGGAAAGGGAGAAUGGUCAGGAAGUGACCAUCAUGCUGAUUAUGUCUUCACAGCUGGCUGCAGGUUCUCCACAGAUAACAUGCCUUUGUGGGAUUUAGAUUUGGGGUUUACUCAUCCCUUUACUUUAGGUGGAACCAUUUCAAGUGGGGUUUUUAAAAGGUAUUCACAUCCCAGUGUUUUUGAUCCUGACAGUCCAGACUUAGCUUUUGCCUUCCAUGAAUCAGUACUGUUGUCCGUGAAUGUUAUUUAAGAAGGGUCCGCCUCCAAGGGACUCCUCUAUUAGCCUAAUCUGUGCAUGGCAUUAGUUCCAGCAAUAAUACAUCCUGAUACUGCAUCAUUCAUGGGCUCCCACAAACAGGUCUGAAAUAAAACGCACACAAGCAUUAGUGAUUGGGGUGUGUGUGUGUGAGAACUGUGUGUCUUGUUGGCAAAGGAUGAAACUGAAGAAACGUAACCGAAACUCAGGACUUUGGAAGAGUGAUUUUAACACUGGACACAAAAUAUUUUCCUUUCCUAUUCUAUCUCAAACAAUUCCAGGUAGAAACGCCCUUUGGUGGUAACCUCUUUUCUGCUUUGGCAUCCCAGGCAUGAGAUGACGAUGCAGUGAUCUUUGCCAUCCUACCACACCACAUGUUUGCACUCAUACAGAGCAAGAAGACAGUUUGCUGUUUCUGCUAGUCUAGAAUUUCUGCUGUCUGGACAGCAAGGAUGCCUGAAGUGAAAGGGCGUUAUGAGUGACUGAUCAAAUGCCUGGCUGUGAAAUUUCAGGUUUUUUUUUUUCUUUUUGAUUAUUAUUUUUAAAAUCCUUUUCCCAGCACCCUGGAUUCAGGGGCAUACUGAUCUCUGAGUUCAGUGCCAAUCUGGUCUUCAUAAUGAGUUUCAGGACAGGAUAUAAAGAAACCCUGUCUCCAAAAUAUAAAUGAAUAAAUAAAGCAAAUCUGUUUUUAAAAAGAACAAAACAAAAAUAAAACUCUUCUAGUCGGUGGACGUGGAGAUACACACUUCAAAUCUCAGUGCUUGGGAGUCAGAGUCAGAUGGGUCUCAGUUAACAGCCAGUGUGCUCGAAAGCAAGUUCAUGGCACACAAACACUCUCUAAAAAAAAUAAAAGAACUAGUGACAAACUUUAAGCAAAUACUACUUAAAUCACUGUUUAAGACAAACAUCAGUUUAUCCGAUAUUCUAAUAUCAAAUAGUCUGUAUUGAUUGAUUCCAAGUCUCUUAAUGUGAAGUGUGUGAUACUGUAAUAUUGCAACCCCGUAUAGUUUCAAAAGCUAUAAAACUCAGGACAAUUUAACUGUUAAUACAUCACAGGAAGGAGACAGGAAUGAGUCUUGCCUGCCAUGUGGUGCUCACCCCUGGCCAUCACACACAUGUGCUUCCUCAGUCUUUGCUCUAAACUCUGUGAAACUUACUUUUUCUGCUCUCGUGGCCCUAAACAGUUACAGGCUCACAUCCUGUGUUCCAGAACCAGGCAAGACAGUAUGAUGUCUUUCCAUCUUCCCUUCAUUCCAGUAAAUGCACAGCUAGUGGGAAAGAGAGGCUGCAGGGAUUCAGGGUUAAGAAGUGCAUAUGUUGUGAAGGACGAGUAGGAAACAGAAGUCAGGGUUCUGGUCCCAGACCGUCAGGACCAUCGGUGUUCCCCAUGGGACCUUUAAAGACCCUUACCUGAGUAGUCUUGUCUUAUUCUGGAAGAGGGUGAGUGAUUCAGAAUGGACCUCAUGCUGACAGUCAGGGGCGAGUUUGUAUUGGUAAAAUUUUUUCUACUUUCUACCUUGCUUACUAGGAAGAUUUUGUUCCCUGGUUUCCUUAAUCUGGGACUGGGUGGGCAGGAGCGAGGCAUUAGAGACUGUCAGGUCCAUUUAAAGACCACAUUGUUCCUCUCACCUCAACCCAAACUCCAGCUGUGUAAGGCCCAAGUCUUGCUCUUCACCUGACUCCACUAAGUGACACCCUGCUAAUUUCCCUCCUACUAUUCCAAAAACAGAACUUGCCAGCUAGGUACACUGCCUCAGACUUGACAAGAAUGAAUUUUUUCUUAUAUUGAAAAUAUAUUAAAUAUUAAUCUAUUUAAAUGGUUUGUUUUAAAACAUGGUUUCGGAUGGAAGAGGAACACUCAUAAAUGAACAGGAAAACAAAUAGUUGAGUCUGGCCCUUUAAGUUGAAUUUGGUACUCCAGUACAUGUUAACACAUUAUUAAUUGUAACUUUUUGCUGUUUUUUUUUUAACCUUUCAGUUAACAUGAAAUGGUUCAGUGUUUAGUUUCUUAUUUGGGCAAUUUCCAGUGAGGUUUUAAAUAUCACACUUGAUACACAUACCAGUAUGCCCUCUCCAGCCUUAAAUCACUUCUGCAAGUCACCUCUGGGAGAGUAUUCACGAUGCAUCUUCUCAGGGUAAUUUAUAAGUGUUCUGAGUUACCUAAGAUGAACACUCCCUGAAUCAUAAAGGAUUUUUUUUUAAAUAAUCAGAAUUCUUUAUCCCAUUAAUUUAAGGGGAGCACAAAUAACACGGAGUUGUUUGUCCUGCUUCAGUUACUCAACCCCUGUGCUCAAGACACUGAAGCUGCCUCCAGUGUUCUCUGUGGCAUUUCUUAAGAGCGAGAGCUGGCAAAUGCAGCUUUUUUUGGAGUGGGAAGGCUGCAUUUCCCUGGGUAUAGAGAUGUGGGUAUUUGGGAGAGUAUCUCAAAUGUGGAUUAACAGCCAAAGGAAGACCUCACUGCCUUCCAGGUGAAGGCUCGCUGUCCCACAUGGAGCAGGCCUAUCAGUUACCGUUCUGUUUGCUCCAUACUGCUCUCCUCCACGGUAGAAAACCUUCAUGAGCUCUUUGGUUAAAGGGUUUGUUAGAGUGAGGCAUUCACCGUGGUCACAUUUGUUUAGAGCUCAUUGCUGACGAGCACUGCCCGUUGUUUUCUCUGGUGUCACAGAGCAAGAAGGAAGCUUCCCGUUGCAUUACAGCAAUGUGUACUAAGUGGAGAACUUGGCCAUGGAUAGUUUGCAGCUCAACAUAUAGAACAGUCCAAAGAGACUUUGCGAAACAUGAUGACAGGCAGGGACCUUUUCCUAUGUGUUUCAAUACCUACAAACCUAUUGAACAAGACAGUAGGUAGACAUUUCCUAAAGUUGAAGCAAGAGCUUCAUAGAGUCUUGGUUACUUUAUUUUUUUUAAUGCUUUACAUUUGAUACAACUAUUAAAGAUCAAUUUUAAGAUAACUUUCCAGUAAUAUAUUUUAAGUAAUAUAUAUUUUAAUAUCUAUGUAAAAAGUGACAGUGGAAGACUGAAUUUCUCAUAUAUGGUAUGUUUAAUGUAGGAUCUCAUUGCUAAGGCACAAAUUAUUUCAAAAGAGUUACUCUAAAACUACUCAGAUUAUUUCCCCCCCCCAAAAAAAAAAGGAAAGAAAAGGAAAAAUGCAAUAAGGGGAAUGAUUUGGGGGCUUUAUUUUUUAUUUUAAAAGAAAAUUGACUUAUUUACCACAAGCUAUUUUUCCCUCGCUGGUGAUAAGGUUUGUACAGACUGGUUUGGUAAAUGCUCAAUUUUUGUGUCUUUUGCCUUUUUAAAGGAAUUGUUAACAUUGGAAUUGAGGGUAUGUACAGAGAAGUUGGUGUCAACGCCAUUUAAUAAGUCAUAUUUUUUCACAAAUAAGGAAAAAUCAUUUUAAUAAGAAUUUUAAGUAUUUGCAAUAAAUAUGUGUAUAUAGAUUGUAUGUAUUCAUAUAUUAUUUUUCAUUUUAUUAUUAAGUAAAAGAUAAUUAAAAGUGAAAU